Messenger RNA from Zootoca vivipara (common lizard), 7970 nucleotides. NCBI's taxonomy places the organism in Eukaryota, Metazoa, Chordata, Lepidosauria, Squamata, Lacertidae. The record is from RefSeq and is a predicted model, not a curated record.
CCCCCAAUUUCCUCCAAGCAGUUGCAAAGCAAGCGCUUAGCUGGCAGAGGAAGGGUAACUGACACCUGCCAAACUUUGCCACGGCGUGAGCAUCCUGUCUCGCCACGCCUUGGCAGCUCCAGCUUGCGUUUGCAAAGAAACAAUAAAACCGCUGCAAGCGCCUUAAGGGCAGACGAGAAGCCGGUUCGUGCAGAUUUCUGCAGGAAGCAGCUGUCCAAAUUAAACAAUCCAGGCUUGUUUGACUUUGGGCACAACAUUGUUUACUUUGUUUAUUAAAUGUGUGUGCUGCCCUUCACCCAAAUAUCACAGGGUGGUCCACGACAUAAAAAUGCAAAAUGAAGACAGAAAAUGCCCUUAUAACCAGGGACAGGCUAUUGGUCCGUCCAGCUGGGUGUUGCAAACUCUGGCAGUGGCUCUCUUAAGGUCUCAAGCGGAUGCCCAUUUUCCCAUCACCUGCUCUCUGCUUCUGGAGAUGCCAGGGCUUGAAUCUGGAGCUUUCUGGCAGGCAGAACAUAUGCUCUCUCACUGAGCUGCGAUCCCUCCCUUCAGAAGGGCUAAAUAAAUUAUUACCCAAGCAGGAAGUUGUAGCGGUUUCAGGGUUGCUGUUUAACUAAAUUCUUAGCCUGAGGUCUUUGCAGCUAAUUAGGGGUGUGCAGUAUAAACAAAGAAAAUGUGUGGGAGUCAGGAGUGUAAAUCAUGCAAACUGGCAGCUUUGCAAGAAGCUGCUGACAUGCAAGGUAGGAGAAGGUGGUGUGCUUGAGAUAUGUUGAAAGAGUGUGGCUUUGAGAUCUGACCUAAAUUAAAAGAUACAGACCUCUCCCUGCUAGGACCCCUUCUUUUUUGUACUGCCCUCAUUUGACACUAAAUAGAAAUGUACUAUAUGCUUGCUUUCAAGAACAGUAGUGGUAGCAGAGGUGAAGACCAGGACAAAGCAGGGCCCCCUACAGAAGUCCUGGGGGAAGCAAUGCUCCCCUUGUCCACUCCAGCAUCUGAAUUGAGUCUCCAAUACACCUUUAUUUUGUUUGCUACAAAGGAGAUAGGUUAGUUGAGUAGUGACUUGACAAAGGCCACCCAGUGAGCUUCGAACAUUUGAGUGGGCUAUUUGAACCUGGGUUACUAACAUCCAGAAACUAAACUGGGGCCAAAAUUAUACCCACUGCCCUAAAAAGCUUUCAGAUGUUUUUAUUCAGAGUGACUGGAAGUAAGAGUAUUUUGAAUUCCUCAAGGCUUUUGUGUGAGUAGGUGGUCAUCACUUCAUGCAAUGUAUGGUGUCCUGUGGUUUGUGGGGAUCGGUGCACCGUAUGUUUAUAUUAUUAUUCCUAUAUAAACCAUUUUUUGGCCCAAAGGUCUCCUCAAACAGUAAACAUCAUACUAAAAUAAAAUCUACAAUAGAGUAAAAUGGCAUAAAUCAAUAAGACAGAAAAAUCUUAACACAUAAGAGCCUUCCAAGCUGGAGGAUUAAAAGAGUGCUCUUACAAUACCCAAACUUUGAAAUAAAGUUCCAUAUAGAAGCACUUGUGGCUGCAUAAUUUUAAAAAAUUCUUACUUAUAUGGGGUUCUUGUAGCUUCACACAAGUUGUUUUGUUCGUCAGCAUGAAGUUGAGUACUCUAUACUAGGAAUUCUCCCAGGGUCUGUGAGAGGGAAAUACUACUCUCCAGGAUUGCUGAAGAUCAUUGAUGUGGGUGUUAUAGGUGACAACAAGUGAAAUUUGCCACUUGUAAGUCUCACCUGUACAACAUUAUUUCUGGGUACCAGCUUGGCCUUGUUGGUCUGCUUUUUCACUUCAUUCACUUCAGGCAUUGAGUAGGUGUUGUAUAAGAAAUGUCUGACUGCAAAUACUUAAAUUGUAAGUUUCUGUCUAACAGAUCAGAACAGAUGCAGUUGCUUUUGUAGUGCUUUCUUGUAUACAGUGGAUUUUGUGGUGUGGUCUGGGUAGAAGCUAGAAGUGUGUAGACAUGUGCAGUGGUCAGUAGGUUUCUGAUAUAAGGCACUGCUAAUGCGUCAAUUACAUAGUAGUGCCCAGAAAGUGAACCUGUUUUCAUGGACUGGUCUAGCUAAGGUUGAUGGUGGAGUGAGAGUUGUUGAAUCCAAAUAGAGCUUCUCAAGCCCUUUAUGGUGCACAGGACUAGUCAUAAGAGCUAUCCACAAAUGUACCGUGGGUUUGCUUCACAAAAUCAUGAGACUGUAAAAAGAAUUGCUGAUGUUAUUUUAUCAGUUACCUUUAACACCGGAAACUACAUUUUCUGAAAAUAAAAAUUAAUUUCUUGGUAAUCUAAAAAAUCUAUUUAGCCUCACAUUUUUUUCCUUGUGAGACAAUUACGGUAAUUAAUUUUCAAUUUAAGAAAAAGCUUUUUAUCUCCAAAAAGGCACAAGAUUCCUGCAUUGCAGGGGGUUGGACUAUGGUCCCUUCCAGCUGUACAAUUCUCUGAUUCUAUGCUUCUAUAAAGUAUUCCAAAAGUGCAACAUUCUGCAACUUUAUCAAAAAGGGAUAAGGAAGCUUGUUAUUGUUGGCAUCCAUCUGUCUCAGGAGACAAUGGAAGAGUGUGCCAUUGGGGUAAAGUUAAACCAUUGAGGAGUUAAAAGUGCCUGUUGUAGCUGUAGAUGAAGCUGGUGGAGAUGAAGGCAUUUGGUUUCGCUGGUGUAGAUGCACUAUGGUGUUUCUUAUCUCCAUGCUCCUCCCAGCAGUCAUUCCUCCUCUGGUCAUUGAUUUGGAUACACAACCUAUCUGUCUGUCUCCAGGUACUGCAGUCAUUUGCAAGGCAUUCCCAACAUGGCAGGGUUAAUGUUGUCAGCCUUCAUGUCACGUUUGCAGACAUCUUUAUAACACAGAGUUGGUUUGUCAACAGGCCUGCUGCCUGAUGCCAGCUCCCUAUAGAGCACAUCCUUGGGGACCCUGCCAUCUUCCAUUCUAUGUACAUUACCAAGCCAGUGUAGACGUCACUGAGACGGAAGUGCAAACAUGUUAGGAAUGUGGACUUGGAAGAGCACAUAUUUGUUUGAUACUCUGUCCUGCCAUGUGGUAGACCUUCAUCUUGGUAUUGGUUGUUAGCAUCACAUCCUCCCAUUCACUUUUGGAGAGGUGCACCAUUGCUGUGGCUCCCUUACCAGUACACUUGUCCAGCAUAAGUGGAAAGCUUGCAGGUUGUGGUGGAGCCCAGAUAGACAAAAUCGUCUUAACAGCUGAAGUGUGUGAUCACCAGUGCUGAUGCAUGGAGUGCUGGCAAUGUCCUGACCCAAGAUGUUGGUCUUUGUAAGGCUGAAGGUUAGGCCACACUCCACUUAGGCAAAACAGUUUAUGAGUCUCUGUAGAGCUUCCUUGGAGUGCACUGUCAAAGCUGCAUCAUCUGCAAACAACAUCCAAACACAAAUUCUUUUUCCAGUAGAAUCUUGUAUUUUAUUGAGGUUCAUGUUGUUCCAAGACUGAGAAUCAGAUUGAUAACCAGAUAAAAAGUGUCAUUUGAAAACUGGCAACAACUGCAGAGAUAUACUUCUGAGAGUGAGUGAUACUUCCUUGUGUGAGUAUGCAGAAAUUGUUGAAUGCAGAAUCCCAGAUGUUUUUCUGAUGACAAGUAGCUCCAGAAGAAGUCCUAGCUUCUUAAUUUCUAUAAGCUCCCUAAAGGUUUUUUUUUGUAUUUUAAAAUAAAUUUGUAAUUUAGAAUAUAGUUGUUUGCUUUAGGAAUACUACGGUAGCAUAUUAGGCACUUAAAUUUAAGGAAUGAUAACAUUAUUUAAUGGCCAUGUUACAUGCAUCUAUUCACCAUUCUUUAAUCAUUAUAUUUGAAUAUAUUCUUGAAUAGAUAGUGUUUUAAGCAGGAACCAACUUAAUUAUUUUUAUGUAAUCAUAGUGUGGGUUAUUGGUCACAAUAUAUAAUUUUUACAUUAGUCAGCACUUGUGCGGUAAUUUUUUUUUCAUAAUGUAUUAAUCUAAGAUGAGAAUCAUUAUUGUAGGACACCAGUUCAAGGAACUGUGCUUCAUAUCUGGGCAAUUUUUAAAAAAAUGUUUAGUUUAAAUUUCUACUAUGGAAAGAAUGAUAAGACAUUCAGCGUUAUUGUAGUUCUCCCAUAGGCUUCAAUUGGCCAGUGAUAAGAGGAUAUUGGACUAGACCAGCCUUUGGUCUAAUCCAGCAGUGCUCUUAUUACAUUAUUACUUUUUUACACAAAUCUAUUUUCUUUCUAAACACUAUAAACUGAAACUACGCUAUUUAAGAAUUUAAGGUAGCAUGAACAAGGAGGGAGAGAUGGGAGUACUUGGAGGAAGGUGUAAAUAUCUAUAAUUCUAAAAAGCAAAUGUAGCCUUGUGUAAGCAGAGGCUGUCUUCUUCAGUGUUGGAGGAUGUUUCACAUAGGUAGAUGGAAAUGCUCUUCAUAUGAUCCCAUAUCCUUCUGGACCAGAACCUAGCAGGCCAUCUUUUGGUCCUUGCUGUACAAGUCUGGUCAUAAUCAAGCCUCUUUACUAGAUAACAGCUGUUACCCAAGUUAAUCCCACACCAGAUGUCUUCUCUUACCCACACUAUUAAUUGUCAGUUUGGUUAGAAGCUGGCCAAGUGCAGGGCAAACAACAAAAUUGUUGUGAGUGAUUGUGUUUCACACAGUUGCUAGGCAAAUGUCCUUUGUUUAUUUUGUAGAGAGAGCAUUUCUUCAAACCUCAUACCACUGGGCAAAGUAGGGGUGAUACAGCUUUCUGCUUCUGUUAGGAUUUUCUCAACGUUUCCUUAUUGGCUUUGUUGCACCUACAUUAAAGUGUAAUAGUUUCUUGUCAUUGCAAUUUUGUUGUCAGAGCAGUGCAAUCCAGUAAUCAAACUGUAAAACAAAUGUCUUUUUAGAGUGUAAUGAUCAUGUGUUUAAUUUUUGGAAAUGCACAGUUUUGAUCACACAAGUGACAAAGCUACAUGUACUGCACUGGUUUGGAAGUGAGCAGAGAGUUCAUUGGCUUCAUUCCUCAUUUAUCUUACAUGGAUCUUUAAUGAUGUAAUUUUUAAUCCUGGCCUUUGGGGGUUAAUUAUGAUGGUUAAAUUGAACAUUGUUUUUUAAAGCUGCCAGUUGUAUGUGUGUGAACUAAGCAGAACAAAUGAAACUAGGAUCCUUCAUUUUAAAGUACAUAUUGGCAAAAACAUUUGAUGUCCUUACUACUAUAUAGUAAAGGUACCCCUGACUGUUAGGUCCAGUCGCGGACGACUCUGGGGUUGCGGCGCUCAUCUCGCUGUAUAGGCUGAGGGAGCUGGCAUUUGUCCGCAGACAGUUUUUGGGUCAUGUGGCCAGCAUGACUAAGCCACUUCUGGUGAACCAGAGCAGUGCACGAAAACGCCAUUUACCUUCCCGCCAGAGUGGUACCUUUUUAUCUACUUGCACUUUGACGUACUUUUGAACUGCUUGGUUGGCAGGAGCUGGGACCAAACAACGGGAGCUCACCCCAUCACAGGGAUUCAAACCGCCAACCUUCUGAUCGGCAAGAGCCCUAGGCUCAGUGGUAUAGACCACAGCGCCACCCGCGUCCUAUAUAGUAGUAUGUUAUUGAAGGAAUGAUAAUGGGGGUGUUGGGCUCAUACUCAGUUGAGCAUUUUUACAUCGAAGCCCAGAUGUUUGUAACUUUUCUGACUGGCAAUAAAAUGCCUGUCUUUACCAUGUGGGUUGUGAACACAGCUAUUGACCAAAAGAUGAUGAAUGAUAAUACAUUCUGUGUUUUAUUUUUUUAAGGUGAUGAUAGUUGUGAGCACCUUCUCUCUAGUGGAAGAUUUCUUGGGGAGAAAGUAUGGCAGCCUCACGGCUGCAUGAUGCACAAAUAUAAGCAGAGUGAAGCAAAAACCUGCCUCGUAGACAAACAUAUUGCAUUUAUAGGUGAUUCUAGGAUUCGUCAGCUGUUCUAUUCAUUUGUGAAACUCCUGAACCCUCAAAUUAAGGAGGAUGGAGUCAAGCAUGGAAACAUUCCUUUUGAAGACAAAUCUUCUUCACUUAAAGUGGAAUUUCUGUGGUAUCCGGAAGUCAAUGGCUCUAUGAAGCAGCUUAUCAAAUCUUGGACUGAAGGUUCUUCUCCAAAGCCUCACAUAGUUGUAGCAGGAGCUGCUGUGUGGUCUAUCAGUAUUCACAAUGGCAGCAAUGAAGCCCUCACACAGUAUAAAAUCAAUAUCACAUCAGUUGCCCCUCUUCUGGAAAAACUGGCAAAGAGCAGUGAUGUCUACUGGGUCUUACAAGAUCCAGUUUAUGAAGAUUUGUUGAGUGAAAGCAGGAAAAUGAUCACUAAUGAGAAAAUAGAUGCCUACAAUGAAGCAGCAAUCAGUAUCCUGAACAGCAGCUCAAAAAACUCAAAAGCUAAAGUAAAAAUUUUCAGUGUAUCUAGGCUGAUAGCAGAAGAAACUAUAAGUCAGUCCUCAGAUGGUAUACACCUUUCUGAAUCGAGCAGAGAAAUAAAUGCAAUGAUUCUGAUAAACAUCCACUGCAACAAGGUUAUAAAGCCCAUUGAUGGUUCGUGCUGCCAGCCUCAGCCUCCUGUCACUUUGAUACAAAAACUAGCCUUUUGUUUUUUUGCUUCCUCCAUAAUUGGAUAUUUAAUUCUUGUUCUCAUACGUCGUAACAAUCACCAGAAGAAUAAGCAAUGCACAGAUAUGGAGAGUGGAGAAGAGAAGAAACCUGCCAGCAACACUUCAGCCGUUUCUACUCUAGAGACAGCUUUGCAGUGUUUAUGCAGACUUGGUUUGAUAAUGGGUUACUUCUACCUGUGCGACAGAGCAAAUCUGUUCAUGAAAGAAAACAAGUUUUACACUCACUCAUCCUUCUUCAUACCAAUCAUCUAUAUCCUAGUGUUGGGGGUGUUUUACACGGAAAAUACUAAAGAGACUAAGGUGUUAAAUAGGGAACAAACAGAUGAAUGGAAAGGCUGGAUGCAGCUUGUCAUCUUGAUCUAUCAUAUCUCUGGAGCAAGCACUUUUCUGCCAGUGUACAUGCACAUCCGUGUAUUGGUUGCUGCAUAUCUAUUCCAAACGGGCUACGGGCAUUUCUCAUACUUCUGGAUUAAAGGAGAUUUUGGCAUUUACAGAGUGUGUCAGGUUUUAUUUCGACUGAACUUUUUGGUUGUGGUGUUGUGCAUAGUGAUGGAUCGGUCUUACCAGUUCUACUACUUUGUUCCUCUAGUCACUGUCUGGUUUAUGAUCAUAUAUGUUACAUUAGCUCUAUGGCCUCAAAUAGUCCAGAAGAAAGCCAAUGGCAAUUGCUUCUGGCAUUUUGGUUUACUGCUGAAACUAGUUUCCCUGUUCAUCUGUAUAUAUUUUCUAGCAUAUUCUCAGGGUGCAUUUGAGAAGAUUUUUUCUAUUUGGCCAUUGUCCAAGGGCUUUGAACUAAAUGGGAGCAUCUAUGAAUGGUGGUUUAGGUGGAAAUUAGAUAGAUACGUCGUUUUUCAUGGGAUGUUGUUUGCUUUUAUUUAUCUAACAUUUCAAAAACAGCAAGUCCUCUCAGAAGGAAAGGGGGAGCCACUCUUUCCAAGCAAAGUUUCAAAUGUUUUAUUAUUUAUUUCAGUUGUUUCUUUUUUGACGUACUCUAUAUGGGCCAGCAGUUGUAAAAAUAAAACUGAGUGCAAUGAAAUGCAUCCUUCGGUUUCAGUUGUGCAGAUUUUAGCUUUUAUCCUUAUCAGGAAUAUACCUGGCUAUGCACGUUCUGUAUAUAGUUCAUUUUUCGCUUGGUUUGGCAGAAUUUCCCUUGAGCUCUUCAUCUGUCAGUAUCAUAUCUGGCUGGCAGCAGAUACCAAGGGGAUCUUGGUUCUAAUUCCUGGCAAUCCCAUGCUCAACAUUAUUGUCAGCACUUUUAUAUUUGUGUGUGUGGCGCAUGAAAUUUCCCUGAUCACAAACGAUCUUGCACAGAUGGUUGUUCCGAAAGAUAAUGCAAUUCUGCUGAAAAGGUUGCUCUGUGUGGGUGGAUUUUUUUCUGGACUUCUCUUCCUAUCAGCAUUUCAAGAACAAUCAAGGCAUUAGAGUUCAAUAAAU